GAUUGAUCAAAAGGAGUUUGCUUCUUCCGAAUGGCAAUAUUCGGCAGUUCCGUCGUCGGCGUCUACGAAAAUAGCAUCCGCAUAUGGCAAUGCGUGGCUAUGCACUUUUGAUCCCUUGUCGGUUCUCAUGCGUAUAUGUAAUUGGGUUGAAGAUACAUGCGGCGACAGCGGGACAUCACUUAUUCUCCGUGGCCUGAUCUUGAUGUUGACCGCCCAUUCUUAUAAGCGAUAGGUUUCUUGUUCCAACCCAAUCUUUUCCCACAUCCCCGAUAUCUUAUACACAUGACCCUUUUUCCCAUUUGACUUCCUUACCCUGCCUCAGUCGUGGUGGACGUUCACUUAGAUAUCCUACGUGUGCUUGAAAACUCAGGGAUCUAUCUGGAUGGUACGCUCCUUGCACACACUUCUCCAUAGAUAUCUCUCCGCAUUCUGCAUUGUACUUUAUGCAUUUCUCCCAUCCUGUCGUGCUCGUAUUAAUAUUCUUCCGACCGAGCGCACCCUCUACAACGCAACGGAUCCGAUGAUACAAUGGACCCCUUCUCUGGACGAUUCCGACACUUGGUCACCUAUUAGUGCAGAUGGAUUCAGUGGCGUGGAGACGACUAACAGCACCGCAACAGCAAGUUUUACACUUCAGGGAGCAGACGCAACGUUAAUCACUUUAGAUCAACCUAACUUUUACUCUGUCCUUGUAACGGUUGAUACAAGACAAUUACGCGUGAACCUCUCCGAUGACCACUUUCAACGAGGCGUAAAGAUGACCCCGAUACCCAUCGACAAUACAGGAGUUUCUUUACCAAAAAACCGUUCAAUUGUGAUUCAGGAAGACACAAGUCCCGGCAUGAAUAAUAAUGGAUGGAAUUUGCUAGGAAUCAGUAUUGCACCAGCCUUCGUUGUUUCUACUUCAACGCAACCGAUAACGACGCUACCUGCGAUCCCACAAGAAUCCGUAACAUCACCUACGCAAGAACAAUCCACGACACCAUCUGUACAGGUACAAUCCAAUGGAUUGUCUGCAGGAGGGAAGGCUGGUGUUGUGAUCGGAACCCUGUCCGGUGUCUCACUUGUUGGACUGCUCUUUGUCUGUCUUCGUCGUCGCCAGCGCCAAAUGGCAGAGGUCGCGCCUGAGCCGUUAGUGAUCACUCCGGUGGCACCGCCCAGGAGAGAUCGCUCGCGUUUUCAACGAAUAUAUUCGGAACGUCUCCCGCACUUUACAGCCCCAUCCUCGAUUUGGCCGACCAGUAACCCUCGAGCCAGCACUUGGAUCGAUUCACCUAAUCCAGCUAUCCGCCAAGUACAACGAGAAAAGCUUACGCCUUUACCACUUCCUGCGAUUGCGCCACAAGUUUUAGCUCCCUCGCCACCAAGACAUAGCCAAUCACGUCGAAACAGAUUGUCGCAGUUCUUCGUCGCAAACCCAUCGAGUCAUUCGAGUCGCUCGGCUCGGUCACUUUCGUUUAAAAAUCUGCGGAUCCUGCCAGAACGCGUUAUUUCGGAGAAAGCCGAUCCAGCUCUGGUUAAGCCAACACCAUGGACCCCCUACGUGGGCGAGAAACGCUCACCCGAGAUGCAGGAAGUUAGGCGAGCGGAGAGGGGUAAGAAGGGAGCGGUAGAUUUUGAAAUUGAUCCGGCUCCGCCAAGAGCAUCGCGUAAACGAUCAUUGCGUCGCUUCUUUUUCACAACCAACCCAAAUCCUUCGACUUCUUCCUCCUCUUCAGCAUCAUCUUCACAAAGAAUUAGAAACUGGAAAAGGAAGGCAGUGGCAGACCAUGUGCGAAACCAGAUGCAACAGACGCCAGCAGCACCACAGCUUCUUGAUUCAGUUACAUACCCUUUGACCGCCCCGACUCCCCCUCGUCUACCUCCGGACACUAUCCAUGAAGAGCUGGAACCGUCGACUAUGAAAUUAC
This is a messenger RNA of Fomitiporia mediterranea MF3/22, 1910 nucleotides long. RefSeq lists its product as uncharacterized. The record is from RefSeq and is a predicted model, not a curated record. NCBI's taxonomy places the organism in Eukaryota, Fungi, Basidiomycota, Agaricomycetes, Hymenochaetales, Hymenochaetaceae. The transcript is spliced from 3 exons. The annotation marks the transcript as partial.